AUGUAUAUAACUGGAAUUCGACGAACUAAGUCAGAAGGAAGUAUUUGUACUAUUCGUAUGCUCAUUUCCUCCGAUGAUCGGACACUGCUCACAAAUCAAGAUUUAGAAUCUAUCUUACUCAACCACAUUUCGCAUUCCUUGGGGAAUCCAACCCCUAGUGGGUUCAAUCAAACAUCGCAUUACGGGUCAAGGAAAACGUCAUGUAGUAAACAUAAUUUCUUUGGUACUAUGAUGCGUCGAAAGCCUUUCACUGGACACACCAACCACACCAAUUAUCUACAUCAGAAUCGACGUCAUUCUGCUCACAAGAUUGAAGAGUUUUCAAGACAUAUUGCACUGACAACUCACCAUACAGGAUUGCUACUCAGUCUUCCGUCAACUUUUGGAAGCAAUCCAACUUCAAAACCGUCCAAAACUGUCCAUUUCCUUGUGGGGAAACAUGAAGAUUAUGAUCUGCCUUCACUUCCAGAUAAAAGACCAAAACGUAGUCGUCUGUUCUUCCGACAUUCAGUGAGUAGCGCAGCUCCAAAAAUUAGUCUAACUGAGGGCACGCUCAACCCCCCAGAGGAAGUUAUGCGUUUUCCGCUUAGAAGAUCAGUUUCUCUAGGCCUACUCUCGGAACGACAAAAGAAGUGUAUGGAUAUAGUCUUUCAACAUACAGAAAGUCAUGUUCUGGACUCAGGAAAAAAGACUCUUGCAAAGCGUCUGAAACGUGUCAAUAGGGGAUUUAAUCUCACCGAUAUGCAUUGGAUUUCGAGGAAAUAUUCAAUGUCGAGUGGAAUUAGCUUGAAGUCUGCGGGGAGUUACGAAGCAGCACAAGUGGGGGAAAUGGCGCAUAUGUCAUUGUCAUUAAAAAUUCAGACCGAUGUAAGUUUGUGA
This is a messenger RNA of Rodentolepis nana, 879 nucleotides long. The record is from the annotation of a GenBank genome assembly. Lineage: Eukaryota; Metazoa; Platyhelminthes; Cestoda; Cyclophyllidea; Hymenolepididae.